GCAGAGCAUAUCGUCUGCUACAGCUGUCUGCGCCUCACGUCACACGCGCGUGUAGUUGCCCUGCGGUGUAGCUUUCCUGCACCUCUAUUAGUGCUCAUCCGUUGUAAACAAUGUCUGAUCUGCCCAAACUUCCAGUAGAAUACUUGGAAGUAAACUAUGAUGUCAGUGAACCACCGCAUUCACCUACUGCAUCGAUAAGUCAGAUCAAGGCACCUAUGCCAUUCGCAAUAUCUGAGAUAUUCUGGGCAGAUGUUGUUUCAGCUAAUUCCUUAUCGCAUGGGGAUGAUGUUAAAAAUAUCUAUGACUUGGUAUUAGACAUGAAGGGCUUUCCUCACAAGCUUGUGCCAGGAGACACAAUAGGUAUUUGCCCAAGGAAUAAUAAAGAUGAAGUAGAAAAAUUAUUAGAGAGACUUGGGGUUAAAGAACAUAUGGACAUUCCAUGUCACAUAGGUGUAAAGCCUGAUUCUGGAAAAAAAAAAGCAUCUGUGCCAAAUCACAUUCUAUCUUUUUCCACACUGAGAGAAAUUUUUGAAUCAUGUCUCGAUCUUCAUGCUGUACCAAAAAAGCUCUUUAUUCGGGCCUUAUUGGAAUAUACUUCAGAUCCUAAAGAUCAUGAGAGUUUGAGUAACCUUUGCGGUCGUAAAAGUGAAAAGUACACUGAAUGGAUAGCAUCAGGACGCAGUUAUCUUGAGGCCCUUCUCAUGGACCAUCCAUCUUGCCUUCCUUCUAUUAACGUUGUUCUGGAACAUCUGCCACGCUUGCUGCCACGGCCAUAUUCUAUUGCAUUUCUCUCAGGAGAAGCAGACACGCAAAUUCAUAUAGCCUUUUCAGUUAUUAAAUUUUAUGUAGAGGGGGAGAAAAGGACUGGUGUCUGCUCAGGUUGGCUUGAGCAACUCACUAGUAAACUACGAACAGCUAGUGAUAGUGCAGCAUCCUUGUGUAGUGGAGUAGAAGCUCUCAGUAUAUCGUCUGAAAAGCCUCAAAUAAAGAUACCUGUUUUUCUGCGAGUAAGUAGUGGAUUCCACGCACCAGCUGAUCUCAGUCGCCCCCUCAUUAUGAUUGGCCCUGGUGUAGGAGUCGCCCCAUUUAUUGGGUUUUUGCAAGAGAGAGAAAAGCAGUUUAAGGAUGCAAAUUUAGUGACUGUGAAUCAAAGCUGGUUGUUUUAUGGCUGCCGUUACCCUCAAAGAGACAUGGUUUACAGCAAUGAAGUCAAAAGACAUCUCGCAAACGGAACAUUAGACAAAUAUAUUUUGGCUCAUUCAAGGGAUCGGUCUUUCUCAAAAUAUGUGCAGGACAAUAUAAGACUUCAUAGCACAGACAUCUGUCAAAUGUUACUUGAAGAGGGUGCAUAUCUUUAUGUAUGUGGUGAUGCUCUUAGUAUGGCCCGAGAUGUGCUUGCUGUAAUAGUUGAUUCAAUUGCAAAAUAUAAAGAUAUCAACAAGACAAAUGCUCAGCAAAUUGUUAUGCAACUCCAGGCUGAGGGGCGAUAUAAAGAAGAUGUGUGGACAAUCCAGGAUGAUGUGUUUCGCAUGUACAGUAAAGCUAUGGCAGAAGACAAGAAGCGACAAGUAAUGAUGAAUGCUAUUGUUCCUCCUGAACGCAGGCUUGUGGUUUGUGAUAUGGUCUGACAUCAGCUCUCAAAGGUCUACUUAAUGAUUCGAGGCAUACCUCGAGAGUAGACCUCUGUUUGCUAAACCAACCGUGGAUCAGAGCUUCUUGUAUGUCUUAAAGAUCAUUUGAAUAACCAUCAGUCGUACCUUGUAUUUUGACCAGAUUAUUCUUGAUAUGAAAUCUGGAUAAUCCUGUUUGUGACCCUCAAUAGUUUGUACUUGUUGACAUCCAUCUCUCAUGAGAUUUGACCUUUGAACCAUAUGGAUCUGUGUUUUUGCACCUCUCUAUACUUAUUUUAUUUAUCAUUAAUAGACAACUUAGGAGUAAGUACCUAUACAACCAAAUGACUAAUGGACCUUAAGUGUUGGUGUAAGUACCUGUGUUAUGAAAUGAAUUUGCCAAUGUUUGUAUGUAAUUUUGUUUCUUAAUUUAUUGUUUUCAUAUUCUAUUAUCUAUGAUAACAAAUUGAGUAUUGUAAAUUUAAUUAUUUGUAUUUGUGGAUGUCCUAUGCCUUAGACAUUUUGCUUAAAUACUUGUUUUGUGAUAAAGAGAACAGAUAAGAUUCUUUCUCAGCUGCAUAUAGAUUAAUUUUUUAGUUUAUGACUGCCUGUCACACUUAUUGUUCUGUGGGCAUUUUAUCGGUUGUACUUAAUCGUAAGGUGUAUUCAAACUUCUUAAAUCUUACUUACAAUUUUAAUUCCAUUCCUUAUUGAGUGCAAUUUUGAUAACAUACUCAAUUUACAUUCUCUACCAAUUGAAAAAAAUACAUACUUCCUAACUUAUUUCUCUCCAAUUUCCUGAUGUUUUCAAAACUGAAUGUUCUGUGUUGUAAGGAUUCGGAAAUUAAAAUUGUGUUUCCAAUCAUAA
Molecule: messenger RNA, 2478 nt
Organism: Frankliniella occidentalis (western flower thrips)
Lineage: Eukaryota; Metazoa; Arthropoda; Insecta; Thysanoptera; Thripidae
Product: methionine synthase reductase-like
Exons: 10
Coding region: 111-1628 (505 amino acids)
Biological process (GO): homocysteine metabolic process
Cellular component (GO): cytosol
Molecular function (GO): flavin adenine dinucleotide binding; FMN binding; [methionine synthase] reductase (NADPH) activity
Source: RefSeq, a predicted model, not a curated record